ACGCAUAUGACAGUCGGAGAACAGCCGGCUAGAUCAUUUCUCUUUUACCUCCAUGAUCUGAUCAUCUCAAAGCCUCCAACCUCAGCGUACAUUACCAUGCCUGACCCCUGUUCCAGGUGCCGUGUGAUCGCGUGUCAGAGGUGUAAACUCCCUCGUUCACGGCGAACAAGACGGGUCAAGCCGACCUGGGCCGGCACUAAAAAAUCCUCGGCCAUGUUUGUUCUGAGUUUGGGCUCCUGCACGGCUCUAGUACAGACUACAGGUGCUGACAACACCCCAGACUUCUGUCCGACAGAACACACCUACCCCCACCCCUCCAUACCUGGCCUGACCUGUGAGCUUUGCCCUGCAGGUCAUUAUGUAGAAGAUCACUGCACCCCAGGCAGUACCCGGAGCACGUGUCUUGUCUGUCCAGACAACAAGUACCAGCCCUGUCCCUCCAGUAACCUCCGCUGUCACAGCUGCAGCGACUGUAGCGCGGCCUGGCUGGACGGCAGGUCAGCCCCUCCCAUCCUACCCUGCUCACAAACCCAGGACAACAUCUGCCAGUGUCCCCAGGACAGGUUCUGGAGUCUGGUAGAGCCGGGAUGUAAAGUUAAAACACCAUGUGGACCAGGCCAAGGGGUGGCACAUCAAGCCACAUACAAGAGUGAUACAGUCUGCAUCACCUGCCAAGAUGGCUUCUUCUCCAACGAGACAUCUCUGGUGCAGGUGUGUGGAGAGUGCAGGAGGUGUGAGGAGGAAGGGUUAGAGACACGAGAACCCUGCAAUACAACCAGUAAUGCUGUCUGCAGUGCACUGCCUUCUGUAGGCACUCUUCCCUCCACCUCACUACAGCAUAAAGAUGGGUUAGAAUGGUGGAAGAUCACUCUGAUAGUUAUGAGUGCAGUUGGAGCUCUGCUUGCAGGAGUUGGUAUCAUUGGUUAUAUCAGAAAGAAAAUGACAACAAACAAUGCGGCCAACGGAGCUGUUGUCACCUACAACCCUGGUAACAGUGCUGUUUAUACUGCCGUCCCUCCAGUCCCUCAGAAUGCUGCUGUCCCUCGUGCUGCUGUCCCACCUGCCCAUCAAAAUGGAGCUAUCCCUCAUCCUGCUAUACCUCCAGCCUCUCAAAAUGGUGCUGUCCCUCAUGCUGCUGUCCCACCUGCCUCUCAAAAUGGUGCUGUCCCUCAUGCUGCUGUGCCACCAGCCUCUCAAAAUGGUGCUGUCCCUCAUGCUGCUGUGCCACCAGCCUCUCAAAAUGGUGUUGUCCUUCAUGCUGCUGUGCCACCAGCCUCUCAAAAUGGUGCUGUCCCUCAUGCUGCUAUCCCACCAGCCUUCCUAAAUGGUGCUGUCCCUCAUUCUGCUGUACCUCCAUCCUCUCAAAAUGGUGCUGUCCCUUAUGCUGCUAUCCCACCAGCCUCCCUAAAUGGUGCUGUCUCUUAUGCUGCUAUCCCUCCAGCAUCUUCAAAUGGUGCUGUCCCAUGUGCUGCUAUCCCUCCAUCUCCUUCAAACAGUGCUGUCCCUCAUACUGCUUUUCCUCAAAAUGCAGCUGUCUCCUCUCCUGCUAUUUAUUCCGAAAAUGUAUCAGUUCCUGCUGAUAUCCUACAGGCCUCCCCAAAUGGGGCUAUUCAUGCAACUAUCCCAUGUUCCUUGGCAAAUGCUGUCCCUCGCCCCUCUUCUAAUGGUGUUGUCACCGGUGCUGCUAUCACCCCUCCCUUGGCAAAUAGAUCUGUUCCUGCUGCUGUACCCCCUCCUUCCACUGUUAGAGCUGUCUAUGCUGCUGCCUAUAAUGGGACAACAUCACCUCAGUCACAAGACAAUUGUGGUCCAGUUGGUCAGCCAAGCAGUGUUGUCAUUGGCCAACCAAGCAGUGUUGUCAUUGGCCAGCCAAGCAGUGCUGUCAUUGGACAGCCAAACAGUAGUCUCAUUGCUCAGCCAAGGAGUGCUGCUAGUUAUGAUACUGCACAACCAAACAGUGCUGUGCAGCAAAUACAGUUUGAAAGUGGCCCUACAGGCCCCCAAACCAGGUCUGCUACAGGUGAUCAGCCACAGCGCUCUGUCAUUGCUGAGCAGCCAAACAGCGGAGCUGAAUCGGCAGAGCGAUCCACGACCUUCACAGCUUGCCAGCCCAGUAGUGCUGUCCCCAGUGCUGGUCCAAUAGAGUAUGAAAACAUGGAGCAGGAGACAGCACCUAGAGGGGCUGGUGAGUCUAACAAUCACACUGCCUAUCAUCAAGAUUCCUGGACUGAUCCAAAAGCAAUCAUUCAAGGUUGCCCUGUGACAGACAACCAUGACCCAGAGAACAACACAGAAGAUCUGGACCAAAAGGAUGCUCAUGAUCCACUUCUGGAACUCCCUGUAAACAAUGGGUCAAGGUCAUCUAGAGAAGUUGAGGCUGUUCAGGAUUCUAAGGACCCACCGAACAAUGCAGACGAUGCCUUGGAAAAAGAAGCCAGAGAGCCUGUCCAAGUCACAGAAUAUCCGUCAGGGCCAACUCGCCAGGGACCCUACGGUUCUAGUAAUGAGGACAUCCCUGGAGCCUCUCAACACAGAUGAUAUCAGAUGAUUUUAGAUUUUAUACAUAUUUCUAAAAUUGGCUUAGAAUAAUAAAUAUAUUGUGUAGAAUGGCUGUUGAGUGGUCCGGCUACCAGACACCUUUCUGAAGUGUCCACCGAGGUUUAAGAUUGAACCUGACUAGACAUUGCGUCCUGUAUAGAUUUACAGCAUCUAUGAAUAAUUGAGCAACUGUGGUGUUGUGUGGCGUAGUGGUAGAGUGUUCGGUGCUUAAACAAGGAGACCCCGAACAUGCGCCCCAAUGUUAAUGUUGUGUCCUUGGGAAAGGCACUUUACACGUAUCCCCCCUCAAUUAGAGGGACAAGUCUCCUACGGCAGUUGUCUUCAGCAGCGCCAGGCGGGCCGGCGUGAUCAAGGCUUAACCAAGUCAUUCGGCAGCUUGCUACAAGCAUCCCAACCGGAACCAACAUUGUCUCCCUCGAUAUGGAUUGGCAGGGGAAGACGGAUGCCCAAAGUGUGUGGGUCUCAUCAGAUUCGCAACCUGUUAUCCACCUUUAAGUUAUACAAAUCCACGCGAAGGCCACCGUGUCAACCCUCCUCACUCAGGUGUAGGGACUGACAUGGUCUCCAUGCAUUGUCUCUCGAGUCGGAAGGAUGCCAAGAAAAAGAAAGAUAGUUGAGCGAUUAAGCCAGCAGAUACUACAUGUAGAUUGAGGUCUGGUCAUGGGUUCUAUUCCUGGCUUGAGGCGUUAUGAUGUUCCUAACCAAAGCUAGGUACUCAUUUUCAAGUGAGGAAAGUUGUGUUACAUACAUGUACAUGUAAUAAAUGUCUUUCCCAAGGAGUACAAUACUGGAGAAGAAUCAAUGGGUUAGAUUGAAAUUGGGCUUUGAAGCGCUGCAUACCUUGAAUUGUACGUAGUGUCCUAGACAAGUGCACAUUAAAAUUAUAAUAAUUGAUGACCUUGGGUAUAUUUCAAGACCUGAACGUUUCUUGUUGCAUUUCUUACCCAAUAGGAUAAAGGACAUAACUUACAGUAACAACUAAUACCAUUGAUACUACAGUAACAAUACAUGUAUUGUGUUUACAAUGUCCGCAAUACAGCCUAAAUGUGUAAUAAAUAUAGACUUUACAUCCUUAUACAUACAUGUAAUAUGUAGUUUUAUUGCCUUGCUUUAUAGUAAUAUGUUAUUAUAUAGAAUGACACUACAUGUUUCUAUAUGAGGGCUACAUGUAGCUCUUUAUAAUAGCCUUGAGCUCUGGCUACUUGGGCAGUCCUGGCUGUAUACUUGUUUAUACAGUUAAUUUUUUUGUUAAAUAAAUCAAAUCAAAACAAAUCUGCCUGUGAUACAAGGCAGGAAGAUGCACAUAUAGUAUAAUACUGUAACUGUUACAGUAAGAGUUACUGUAUUUAGAUGAGAUUAGAUCUAUGCAGAAACAUGACAAAAGAAGACGUUAGUCAUUGCAAGGAAAACCUUUUCUUACAAUGUAGGUUUUGCAGUAAAAGACUGGA
This is a messenger RNA of Branchiostoma belcheri (Belcher's lancelet), 4007 nucleotides long. Its product is annotated as nascent polypeptide-associated complex subunit alpha, muscle-specific form-like. The record is from RefSeq and is a predicted model, not a curated record. Bases 7 to 2538 code for a protein of 843 amino acids. The transcript is spliced from 10 exons. Gene Ontology annotation, molecular function: protein binding. NCBI's taxonomy places the organism in Eukaryota, Metazoa, Chordata, Leptocardii, Amphioxiformes, Branchiostomatidae.